UGCUGCACGCCUGCACCGCCAGUUGCAACACCCUCCCCCCUUCACUCUCGGCUUCUCGCUCGCCGCCGUCUUGCCGCUAGCCUGUCUCACCUCGCGGCCGGCAGCCUUGCGCGACGCGCCGCGCUCUUUUCCAUUCAAAAUUAUUCGCAACCUUUGCAAAAAACCUCUCUGUGCAAUAAAAAUAUUAUUAUCUUAUCUUUCGAUGCGGUCUCAAUUAAUAUUUGAAACAGGGAGAUUAUUUAAUUCUUACAAACAAAUUAAGUGCCUUUUAAAACUUUGAAUGCACUCCUCGUUGCAUGUCCCGCGCGCGUCGUUAUGAGAACCCCGUACUGGCGGUCACGUUGACGUCGCGCGGUGCCGCCAUAUCUGUCUCGGCCACCAAGUAGCAAAAUUAAUAGGAUCAAACGAAAAUUUGUGUCACUUCACUAGAAGAAUGCAAUGACCCGCGCAUUCGCUUUUUGAAAUUUACCUUCACCCGGAUGGAAUGAGGAGUGCACAAUCCCAUUGUUUCACAGUUUCAUAUGUUUGAACAUCAUUUGUUUUUUUGUUUUUCGGACGAUUAGAGAGUUAUCAUUUUCUUCCAAAAUUACAAAAAUUACAAAUUAAAAGAAUGGCGGAGGGCAAUGGAGAAAUUUCCAUCGAAGAGGUAUCUGGGAAGGACUCCGAUGUUGGCCGUACACCAGACUACCGCAAACUCAUUGACUAUGGCUUGGAUCCUAAGGUGGCCGCCAAGCUGGACGACAUUUAUAAGACUGGAAAGCUAGCGCACGCAGAAUUGGAUGAGCGUGCGUUAGACGCCUUAAAAGAAUUUCCAUCCGACGGUGCUUUAAGUGUACUUGGACAGUUUUUAGAUUCAAAUCUCGAGCAUGUAUCUAAUAAAAGUGCUUAUUUGUGUGGAGUCAUGAAGACCUAUAGACAGAAAAGCAGAGCGGGCGUGCAGGGUGCGCCCGCGCUGUCGACAGCUGUCCAGGUCAAAGGCCCAGAUGAAGAGAAAAUUAAACAGAUCCUAGCCAGAACUGGGUAUACAUUAGAUGUAACUACAGGGCAGCGCAAGUACGGGGGCCCGCCGCCGGGCUGGGAGGGCGGUACACCCGGCGCCGGCUGCGAGGUGUUUUGCGGCAAGAUCCCCAAGGAUAUGUAUGAGGACGAGUUGAUACCGCUAUUCGAGCGCUGCGGGACCAUUUGGGAUCUGCGGCUCAUGAUGGACCCCAUGACGGGGACCAACCGUGGUUACGCGUUCGUUACGUUCACAACGAGGGACGCGACGCAACGGGCUGUGCAAGAGCUGAAUGAUUAUGAAAUUCGAAAGGGGAAAAAGAUUGGCGUAACCGUUUCCUUUAACAAUCACCGGUUAUUCGUGGGGAAUAUCCCUAAGAAUCGAGAUCGGGACGAUUUGUUUGAGGAGUUUACUAGGCACGCACCGGGACUCGUCGAGGUUAUAAUAUAUAGUUCGCCCGAUGAUAAGAAGAAAAAUAGAGGAUUUUGUUUUUUGGAAUACGAGUCUCAUAAAGCGGCGUCAUUAGCUAAACGUAGACUGGGCACUGGUAGAAUAAAGGUGUGGGGCUGUGAUAUUAUAGUGGACUGGGCCGACCCUCAAGAGGAACCAGACGAGCAAACUAUGAGUAAGGUCAAAGUACUGUAUGUGAGGAAUUUAACGCAAGAGAUAACGGAAGAGGCACUCAAGGAGGAAUUCGAGCACUACGGCACCGUGGAGCGGGUGAAGAAGAUCAAGGACUAUGCGUUCGUGCACUUCGACGACCGGGACUGUGCAGUAAAAGCUAUGCAAGAGCUAGACGGAAAGGAAAUGGGCGGAGCGCGGCUGGAGGUGUCGCUAGCGAAGCCGCCCUCCGACAAGAAGAAGAAGGAGGAAAUACUACGGGCGCGCGAGCGGCGCAUGAUGCAAACGCUGCACGUUCGCGGAGGAUUUGAUUGGUGCAGCUGCUCGCCCGUGCACGGCGCACUGCGCGGCCGCACGCCGCAGCCGCCGCCGCGUCCGCCGCAAGCGCGCGGCGACUACGAUUAUGAUUACGACUAUUACGGGUACGGUGAUUACCGAGGUGGCUACAAUGAGCCAUUUUACCGGUACGAUGAGUUCUAUUUUGAUUACGCGGGGCCACCGCAACCGUCCGCCGUCCGCCAGCCUCCGAACAGAGCGCAACCGGGGGCUGGGUCAUGUGGGACGGGCGCGCGGUGGGCGCGGCGCGGGGCGGCGGCGCCGGCCGCGGCUGGCUGCCGUGGUGGUGCGCGGCGCGCCGCGCGUGGCCGCCGCACGCCCAGCGCCAUGCGUGGCAACCCCCGCGCCAAGCCAAGUUUACCAGGCAAACGUAAAUACGACGGGGGUCACCAGAACCAAGGGGGGGAGACGAAGCGACGGCUAGGCGCGGCGGCGGCUGCCGCGUGCGGCUGGGGCGAGGCGACGAGCUGCGCGAGCUAGUGUCCGCCGCCGCCGCCGCCGCGCCCCGCCGCCGCCGCCGCCGCCGCCGCCGCCGCCGCCGCCGCCGCCGCCGCCAGCCCGCGCCCGCCGCGCCCCUGCCCCGGAGACACUACAAGCUGCGCAGGGGAGGUCCGCCGGCGACGCGAGCGCCCGCGGCCCGCGGUCUCGUCUACGGCCGGUCCCCGCUCUGUACCGAGGGGAUCGCUCUACUUUUUUCUAUAUAUGUGUUUUUUUUUAUUUGAUUUUCAAGUUUUCGAUUUUGUAUCGCAUCGAUUCCAUAAAAAUCUUAAAGUAGGACGUUAUGAAAUGUUUCGAAUGUAAGUUUCCCGUUAUGCUUAUGUUUUCUCUGUCGUAUUAGCCGUAUAUAUUAUUUAAUAUAUACUUUAUUAUGUGGAGGGCGCGCGGCCGCGGUUGCCUGUUUGCGGUCGCGCGCUCGGGUCGGGGACCCAUCGACUGUCUGUUUUUUUUUAAUACAUGUUAUUCAAUAUAUUUUAUUCCUGAGAACGCAUUUUGCGAUGUGAUGUGUAUUUUAGCAGUAAUUAUUAUAUUGUAAGGAGUUUGACUGUUGUUUUUUGACACACUUACAACUUAGGUUACAUGAGGUUAUGAAUUAAUAUAAUGAACUCUGACAAUUAGGUACGGCUAAAAUAGAACCACCAACAGGACGAUCACGUUUCUUAGGCGCCGCUAGUCAAGGGUGCACCAUGACCAGCUGACUGACGCGACGACGGCCAACCGAACCGAACGGACACCCCACUCAGUAACUGUAAUCGACAACAUUUCCCGAUUUGUUCGUGCUUUAGUUUUUUGCUUUAUUUUUUAUUACAUAUUUCCCUUUAAAAUACAUUAGUGUGAAGAAGUAGUAUUGUAAAGUCAGGAUUUCUGUAUGUUUAUUAUCGCUCUACUAAACAUUUUUUGUAUUUCGACCACAUAGCAUGUCCAUACUGUUAGAACUCGUGACUUGUAUCAAACUUGUAUCAGUUUAAUAUGUGGAAUAAAUUUGCAAAACUGUGUUUGCCUUAUUA
Galleria mellonella (greater wax moth) is the source of this 3459-nucleotide messenger RNA. RefSeq names its product heterogeneous nuclear ribonucleoprotein Q. Gene Ontology annotation, cellular component: ribonucleoprotein complex; nucleus. Lineage: Eukaryota; Metazoa; Arthropoda; Insecta; Lepidoptera; Pyralidae. The coding region runs from base 611 to 2434 and encodes 607 amino acids. Gene Ontology annotation, molecular function: mRNA binding. The record is from RefSeq and is a predicted model, not a curated record. The transcript has 15 exons.